GGUAGCCCAAACCUGUCGGGCAGGUUUGGAGAGCGGCGGGACGGAGAAGGGUGAAGGAUGCGCGGCCUGCCCCGUGCGCCGCUCGCACUCUCGGCUCCCUGAACCCCGUCCUCCCACCCGCAGCCUACCGGCCGACCCCAUGGUGCGCUCGCCUGACCUCCUGGCGGCCCUCCUGGGCCUGGGCCUGGGGGCAGUCCUGACCCUCCCGGGGGCGGGCGCGGCGGGCUGCAGAGCCCUCGGCCCGGCGGACCGCCUGGUUUUCGCCCCGGCGGCCAAGGCCCGCUGGCUGCCCCCUCGCGUCCGCGCCCCGGGACCCCUGGACUCACUGUACGGCACCGUGCGCGGCUUCCUCUCCGUGGUGCAGCUCAACCCCUUCCCCGCGGAGCUGAUAAAGACCCUGCUGAAUGAGCCGGCCUCUGUGAAGGUGGAUGAGGUGGUGCGGUACCAGGCCGGCUACGUGGUGUGCGCUGUGAUCGCCGGCCUCUACCUGCUGGCCAUGCCCGCCGCGGGGCUCUGCUUCUGCUGUCUGCGCUGCCGCCGGCGCUGCGGGGGUCGAGUGAAGAUGGAGCACAGGACGAUGGCCUGCGAGCGUGCUGUCCUCGUGACGUUCCUGCUGCUGACCACCCUCGUGCUGCUGAUCGGCGUGGUCACUGCCUUUGUCACCAACCAGCACAUGCACGAGCAGAUGGGCCCCAGUGCCAAGGCUGUGCCGGAGACCCUGCUCAGCCUCCGGGGCCUGGUUUCCGAGGUCCCCCUGGAGCUGCAGGCCGUGGCAGAGCAGUUUUCCCUUCCUCAGGAGCAAGUCUUGGAGGAACUUAAUGACAUCGGUAGCAGCAUCGGGACGGCGAUCCACUCCCAGCUCAAGAGCACCGUGUAUGAGGCGCUGGCCUCAGUGCUCAGCCUGGGACAGGCCCUGCAGGUCUCCGUGGACCACCUCCGAGGCCUGAACGCCACCUCCGUGGAGCUGCAGGAGGGGCAGGAGGCCCUGGUCCCGGCUCUCCGUGGGCACCAGCAGCGCCUCCUGGCUCUACUGCAGGAGCCCCACUGCCAGGGCUGUGCAGGGGCCCUGGACAAAGGCCACAGCCUGGAGCUGGGGGCAGACUUCAGCCAGGUGCCCUCCGUGGACCACGUCCUACAUCGGCUGGAAGGCGUCCCAGAGGCCAACUUCUACAGCAUGGUCUGGGAGGAGAACACCACCUUCAACGCCCUCCCGACCCUAGCUGCCUUGCAGACGGCCGACAUGGUCAGAGAGCUGAAGAAGGUGGUGGCUGAGCAGCCCAGGGAGCUAAACACAAUGGGAGAAGCGUUCCCAGUCUGGGAGGCAGCUUCUCGCUGGAGCCAGGCGCUGGAGGAGGUCGAAGAGCGCAGCCGCCCCUUCCUGGAGGAAGUGCAGAGAUAUGAGAGAUACAGGUGGAUUGCAGGUUGCGUGCUGAGCUCUGUGGUCCUGCUUGUGGUGGUCUGUAACCUGGUGGGCCUCAACCUGGGCAUCUGGGGGCUAUCUGCCAGAGAGGACCCCAGCCACUCGGAAGCCAAGGGUGAAGCCGGAGCCCGCUUCCUCAUGGUGGGUGUGGGCUUCAGCUUCCUCUUUGCUGUGCCCCUCAUCCUCCUCGUCUUCUCCACCUUCCUGGUGGGCGGCAACAUGCAGACGCUGGUGUGCCAGAGCUGGGAGAGCGGAGAGCUGUACGAGUUUGUAGGCACUCCAGGGAACUUGCCGCCAUCCGUGAACUUGUCCCAACUUCUUGGCCUGAAGAAGAACCUCAGCAUCCUCCUGGCCUAUGAGCAGUGCAAGCAAGGGGCCGUGCUCUGGACCGUCCUGCAGCUCAAUGACUCCUACGACCUGGAGAAGCACCUGGAUAUCAGCCAGUACACCGUCAAGCUGCAGCAGGAGUUGCAGAAGCUCAAAGUGGACGUGAAGAAUCUGGACCUGCUGAGCCCAGCCGCCCGUCGGGAUCUGGAGGCUCUGCAGAGCAGUGGGCUCGAGAGCAUUCACUACCCUGGCUUCCUUGCUGAGAUCCAGAAGCCAGUGGUGAAUAGUGACGUGGAGAAGCUGGUCCAGGAGCUGGAGGGACUGUCCCAGACCCAAGGCAAUGCUACGCUGGGGCAGAAGCUGCAGGAAGAGGCCCGAGGGCUCCAACACCUCCAUCAGGAGAAGAUCCUCCCACAGCAGAACCUUGUGGCUAAACUCAACCGCAGUGUCCAGGCACUGGCGUCCUCUGCCCCACAUCUCCAGUUGGAGAUCUCAGGUGUCCUGGACAGAGUCACUCACCUGAAAGGAGAGCUGCCGACCCGGGCCACCCAUAUCCUGAGGAAUGAAAGUGAGUGUUUCCUGAAGCGGGAAAUGGGCUACUUCUCCCAGUACAUGGCCUGGGUGAGAGAGGAGGUGACUCAGCGCAUUGCCACCUGCCAGCCCCUCUCCGCAGCCCUGGACAGUGGCCGUGUGAUCCUGUGUGACAUGGUGGCUGACCCCUGGAACGCCUUCUGGUUCUGCCUGGGGUGGUGCACGUUUUUCCUGAUCCCCAGCAUCGUAUUUGCUAUCAAGACCUCCAAGUACUUCCGUCCCAUCCGGAAACGCCUCAGCUCCACCAGCUCCGAGGAGACGCAGCUCUUCCACAUCCCCCGGGUCACCUCCCUGAAGCUCUAGGACCCCAGUGACACGGAUAUGGCCGCAGGGUGAUACACGGGGCUGCCUGCCUCCCCACUGACUUGGCUGGGACCAGAGGACUUCCGUCACUUUUGCUGCCAGAGCCCAGGCUGGCAUCCAGGCCUGGAUUGUCCCCUGUCUCCAGUUACCAGACACCCUCUUGCUAAUCCCUUUGCACCCCACUUUCUGCUCAUGACCCCUUCAUUCAUUCAUUCUUAAAAACACACUUAGCUUCUUUUGAACUUCAGAGCCAACAGAAUCCCCCAGGUGUUUCCCUUCUCCUCCUUGCAGUAUAUCAGCACCAGGAAGAGCCUGUUGUCCCCCUAGAGGAACCCCCUCCCUGCGCCUCUCCAAGCCCCUUGCUCACUCCCUCCUCUCCUCUGGCCCCCACUUGCCCUCUUGGCCCUGUUCCCUCCCCGGCCCUCACUUCCUCCCCCGGGAAGCCCUUUCCCCCUGUGUCCCCUCUUUACCUUAUGCCACUAUCUGCUGACCCCGAGACCCCUCCUGUCCAGCCACACUGAUCAGGUAAAGCCAUCAAGCAAGCCUGAGCCAGCUGCAGGCUCAGCCUCGUGGCCCCGAGCCCUCCACUCCUAGGCACUGGGACCACCCCUCCACAGACCCCGGCCCAGAUUACUGGCCCCGGGAGUGCAGGAGGCCCAUGUGAAGACUGAGCCCCCGCCUGCACCUUGGGCUGGGAAUUACGCCGCUGCCCCUCUGCCCUUCUCUGAGCACUGGCUUCCUAAGAAGGGACCUAGGCUGUGGGCUGCAGUGGGGCUCACCUGCGGCACCCCAGAAAGUAGCCUCUUCGACAGCUACCCAGCUUUUCCAGGAGAGAUCUGGUGGCCACAAGGGGGUUUUGCACGAUGGCCCUUACUCCUUCAGUCCCAUGCAUGUGGCCAGGUGUCAUCCCCUCUCCAUCUUUGUGUCAGAUCCUGGGUUCUAGAAGUGGGGGAGAGGAAGAGAGAGAACAGGAAGUGGACAGGACCUCGGAUCCAUUCAAGUGUUUUCACUGGCUAAGCCUUAGCUUUGGGUCUUUCAGCUCUCCCAGGCUGGGGCCCUGGAUGUGGUUGGUGUUCAAUGAGUGUGGAGAGGGAACUUCAAGGCCUCCUCUGACCACAGGCAUCCAGGGGUCACCUCAACAAUGAGCAGGUGGGGUGGGGCCCACUCUGGGAGCAGUCAGACCUGGCUUCACUCUGGGCUCUAGUGUAUGGUGACCAGGGUACCUUGAACAUGAUCCAUAGGUCCUCCAGACCUCAGUUUUUCCACCUGUAAAAUGGGAAAAGAGUCAUAGCCAUCUCAUAGGGUUGUAAAUAAUGUAACAAUGUGUGGAAACCCCUUGGCAGGGGACUGUCACAAAACAAAUACUCAAAUGCUGCUAUUUCUCUCUCAUUUUUUUUUGCCAUGACUACUCUGGGCCGGGGCAGAGCUGGGUCUGGGCAGAUAUAAGCGAAGAGGGAGGCAGGUUCCUGUUCAAAGGAGCAAAGGCCUUUAAGAUAAGAAUCUGCUGAGUUUUCAGGGGGUGUCUAUUUUUAAUUGCAUCUUACAAACCAGCAACAAAUUUGCUACUAGAAAUUGGGAUGGUGUCCCAACUUUCACUACUGCCAACACACACAGACCAGCAUCCUUAAACGUGGCACAGUCGCCUCUUUUUGGCUUUUCCCAGAACAGUCUUGGCUUGCUUUUCAUCUGUUUCCUGCAUAGGGAACUGUAGCCCCUUGCAUUUUAAGAAUUAAAUUGAUGGGAUAAAAACAGAAAAUGAUUAAAAAAUAAUUUCUAGUUCUCUA
Messenger RNA from Capra hircus (goat), 4425 nucleotides. RefSeq names its product prominin 2 (gene PROM2). Gene Ontology annotation, molecular function: cholesterol binding. The transcript has 24 exons. NCBI's taxonomy places the organism in Eukaryota, Metazoa, Chordata, Mammalia, Artiodactyla, Bovidae. Gene Ontology annotation, cellular component: cilium; microvillus; prominosome. The record is from RefSeq and is a predicted model, not a curated record. Bases 140 to 2641 code for a protein of 833 amino acids.